Jaculus jaculus (lesser Egyptian jerboa) is the source of this 2018-nucleotide messenger RNA. RefSeq names its product pseudouridine synthase 3 (gene Pus3). Gene Ontology annotation, biological process: mRNA pseudouridine synthesis; tRNA pseudouridine synthesis. Bases 164 to 1594 code for a protein of 476 amino acids. The transcript has 4 exons. Gene Ontology annotation, cellular component: cytoplasm; nucleus. Lineage: Eukaryota; Metazoa; Chordata; Mammalia; Rodentia; Dipodidae. The record is from RefSeq and is a predicted model, not a curated record. Gene Ontology annotation, molecular function: RNA binding; pseudouridine synthase activity.
CCGACACCGAGUCUCAGAACUACAUUUCCCACAAGCCUGUGGCUCCCGUGAGGCUGCGCGCGCCAGCCAGGCCCAAGCUAUCGCUUCCUUUCUUGCGGAAGGCCACGCGGCUGGCGACCGGAAGGAAGGAGUUCCUACAUGAUUUAUUCCUGUGGCUGUCAUCAUGGCUGAAACUGAAACAGACAGAAACCAGAUUGAGGAACUCCAAAAAAGAGUACAAGAACUGGAGGAAGAGGUAGAAAAACUUAAGAAAGGAAACAACAGUAACAAAGAUUCAAACACCAGAGAAAAUUCUUUAGGAUCUGGAAAAGCUAAGCGUGCAUUUGAUUUCAGCGCUCAUGGCCGAAGACAUGUAGCACUAAAAAUAGCCUAUCUUGGCUGGGGAUACCAGGGUUUUGCGAGUCAGGAAAACACAAACAAUACCAUUGAAGAGAAACUGUUUGAGGCUUUAACCAAGACUCGAUUAGUAGAAAACAGACAGACAUCCAACUAUCACCGGUGUGGCCGAACUGACAAAGGAGUCAGUGCCUUUGGACAGGUGAUUUCUCUGGACCUACGUUCCCAGUUUCCAAAGGGCAAAGAUUCAGGGGCUCUUAGUGUACAAGGUGAAGCCAGUGAUACUGCUGAAGAGAUCCGUUACACCCACAUUCUCAAUCGGGUGCUUCCUCCAGACAUCCGUGUAUUGGCCUGGGCCCCUGUAGAACCUAGCUUCAGUGCUAGGUUCAGCUGCCUUGAGCGGACUUACCACUAUUUUUUCCCUCGUGCUGAUUUAGAUGUUGUCACCAUGAAUUAUGCAGCUCAGAAAUACAUCGGCACUCAUGAUUUCCGGAACUUAUGUAAAAUGGAUGUGGCUAAUGGAGUUACUAAUUUUCAGAGGACUAUUCUGUCUGCUCAAGUACAGCUAGUGAGACAAAGCCUGGGUGAGGAGGGAGGACAAGAACCUUUCCAGUUAUGUCAGUUUCAAGUAACUGGCCUGGCAUUCCUGUAUCAUCAAGUCCGCUGUAUGAUGGCUGUCCUCUUUCUGAUUGGCCAAGGAAUGGAAAAGCCAGAGAUUAUUGAUGAAUUGCUGAACAUAGAGAAAAAUCCUCAGAAACCUCAGUAUAGUAUGGCUGUAGAAUUUCCUCUAGUGUUGUAUGACUGCAAAUUUGAAAAUAUCAAAUGGAUCUAUGACCAGGAAGUUCAAGAGUUCAAUGUUACCCACUUACAACAACUUUGGGCUAAUCAUGCUGUUAAAACUCACAUGUUGUACAGCAUGCUACAAGGACUAGACUCUGUUGUGAUAUCCUGUGGGCCAGGUUCAAAAAUGGAUGGAGCCACAGAAUGGAGAAACAUUAAGCCCCCUGUUAUAAAGCAGACCAGUGCUUUUGUAGAAGGAGUGAAAAUGCGUACAUAUAAGCCCCUUAUGGAUCGCCCUAAAUGUCAAGGACUGGAAUCCCGGAUCCAGCAUUUUGUACGCAGAGGACGCAUCGAGCACCCACUUAAGGAAGAAACAAAAGCCAAAAGGGAUUGUAAUGACACACUAGAAGCAAAUGCAGUUUUGGAAAAACCAACAAAGAGGGUUUGUGUAGAUGCACAAAUUAAAAGCAUUAUGUAAUCCCAGGAAGCUAUAAUCUAAUAUUAGAUCAGGGAAGCAACUAUAAGCUGGUGUUACUGAAAUGAAAUAAUAAAGUCUUACUCUAAGAGGUCCUAGAAUCUUGAUUAUCAGCUCUUUAUAAAAGCACUAAUGCCUGAAUGAUAAGCUCUUAAACAACAAGGGGUGUUAAAUAUUCUCUCAUCCAUGUCCAAAGGAUUAAGAAACCCUAAUAAUUAUAAGCCACAUGUGGUGGCACACACCUUUGCCUUUAAUCCCAGGAUCACAGUGAGACUACAUAGUGAAUUCCAGGUUAGCCUGGGCUACUGCAAGACCUUACCUCGAAGAAAACAAAACAAAAACAAACAAACAAUGAAACUGUGUAUUAUGUAUACCGGGAAAUUUGUGCCUUGUGUUUAAAAUUUAUUAAAGCCAGAUCUCACAAGUA